Messenger RNA from Hippocampus zosterae (dwarf seahorse), 4975 nucleotides. RefSeq names its product Krueppel-like factor 8. Gene Ontology annotation, molecular function: RNA polymerase II cis-regulatory region sequence-specific DNA binding; DNA-binding transcription factor activity, RNA polymerase II-specific. The coding region runs from base 342 to 1466 and encodes 374 amino acids. NCBI's taxonomy places the organism in Eukaryota, Metazoa, Chordata, Actinopteri, Syngnathiformes, Syngnathidae. The record is from RefSeq and is a predicted model, not a curated record. The transcript has 7 exons. Gene Ontology annotation, biological process: regulation of transcription by RNA polymerase II.
GCAGGGAGAGGCGGAGGAGGAACAGGCAGAGAGAGAGAGCCCAGCCCUUCAAUGCUCGGCAGCGAACGGCAAGAACCAGAGGCGCAACGUUUGGCUGAUUUAUUCCAUUUUUUUUAUAUUUAUUUUUUUGGGAAGGGGUUACAAAGACAACGACGCUGCGGACAUGAACUGAACAGAAGAGGCAAGCACCACCGUGCUGCAAUCUCCCGAAUAUCCACAGCACACCGCCCCCUUCCUCCUCCUUGUCCUCUCCCAUAAGCCCUCCUUUCUCCUCUUACCCCACAUUACAGCGAUACACACCCAACACCCCCCUCCUCCGCCCCCUGCCCCUCCACACGGAGAUGCACACGGAGAGCCGACACAAGAAAAGGAGGAGCGGUGCCCAAAAGAAGAAGAAGAAGCCGUCGGUCACCGCGCUGACGCAGGAGGCCACGCCGCCCUCGCCGGCCAAGGAGGAAGAAGAGGAAGAGGAGGCGCCAGACAUGCCCUCAGUCCAGAUCAAAGCUGAGCCAGAGGAGAUGGAGUGCACGGCCGACGUCGGUGACGAGCGUUCGCACCAAACCAACCCCGACGCGUGGAGCUGCAAGGCCGAGCCGCGCUCGCCGAGCCAGUGCCCGGCCGAGGACCAGACGGAACCGGUGGACCUGUCUCUCCACAAGCCUCGUUCGUCCUCGCUGCCCCCCGCCGCCACUGUCAACGUGCCCGUCAACCCCGCGCCGGGAAGCGGCCUGGCGCAGCCCGGACUCACGGCCACGCCCGUCACCUCCAACGUCCAGUCCAUCGGAUCCAUGGUUCUAUCGCCGGGCUCCAUUUUGGCCACGCAGGGCGCGGGCGGCCAGCAGAUCUUGCACGUCAUCCACACAAUCCCGUCGGUCAGCAUGCCCAGCAAGGUGGGGCAGCUGCAGACCAUCCCCGUGGUGGUGCAGUCCUUACCUGUGGUCUACACCGCCGUGCCCGCCGACGGCGUCGCCGCCGCCACCGCGGCCAUCACCGUGCCGCUCAUCGGCAGCGACGGACGCUCGGAAGGCUCCGUGCGCAUUAAGCCCGGUUCAACCUCUCCGGUGGAAUAUCACAGCGACAGCGACGCAGAGAGCGGGACCGAAUCUGGAUCGGCGUCACUCAGCGCCCAGAGCCUCGACGCAGGAUCGGUGUUGGACUUGGAGCCUGCAGACCCCGACUCCCCGGACGUGAAGAGGCGGCGGAUCCAUAUGUGCGACUACGAAGGCUGCAAAAAAGUCUACACCAAGAGCUCGCACCUCAAAGCUCACCGACGGAUACACACAGGCGAGAAGCCGUACCAUUGCACCUGGGAGGGCUGCACCUGGCGUUUCGCCCGCUCCGACGAGCUGACUCGGCACUUCCGCAAGCACACGGGCAUCAAGCCCUUCCGCUGCACCGAGUGCGACCGCUCCUUCUCGCGCUCCGACCACCUGUCCCUGCACCGCCGCCGCCACGUCAUGAUGUGAACUCUUUUCGGCCAUUUGGGCGUCAUUUCCCUUUUUUGCCGACAAAACAAACUGCGCUACUACAGUUCAGCGGCUCAUCUUCUGCAGGUAUACCAGGCAUUCGUGGAGGUUGGCGAUUUUUCACCCCGCUCAUCCGUCCGUCCUUGUAUCCAGACAUUUUUUUUUUUUUUGCGUUACAUUGGGAUUUCUCCUCCUUGCUCGCUUGGGAUGCAGCGUUUCAUUUGAAAGACUUCCGGACAUUUCUCUUGGAUUUUCUUUUGUGGUAGGGAAUGCACAGUCCUUGAAAAUGCAUUUCUCGCCGCAGCACAGGUGAUGAAAGAGGCGUUUCCUUCUUGGGGUGCGGCAUUUAAUUUUUAGGAUCCAAGUAGACGCCUGGACAAGCCGACUUGUCUUUCCGCCAUUUUUUUUUUCUUCAUAACAAGACCGCCCAACUUAUUUAAUGCAUUUAUCAAGCUGUCUCGCGGCAGCGCAGGAGAUGUAAAACAUUUUUUUUUUCAGCGUGGGUUGCGGCAUUUCAUUUUUGGGGGUAAAAUUUGACAUCCGGACGACCAGGUGUAUGGUUUUUAUUGCUGUUGGACCGUCUGACCCUCCGAAUGGAUUUGUCAAGCUGUUUCAAUGCAGCACAGGAGAGACAAUGAUUUCAUCUUCGGGAUGCGGUGUUGAAUUUUUCAAUCUUAAAAGUUGACAAGCACAGAUGAGCACAUUUUAUCGAUUUUCCUGAAACGUAUCCGGUGGGACUUCCCCGUCCUGUUUGCAAAUUUGGUGUGAGGCUGCUUCACUGCGCUCCAUCUUAUGGAAGACAUUCGUGGCAUUCUCAUGGCGCGCCAUUUACUUUUAGAUGUCCGGAGAAUUACAUUUCUUCAUUUUCUAGUGGCUUUUUUUUUUGUAAUCCGACUUCCUAAGCGUGUUCAUUUAUUUGUCAAGCUGUUUCACUGCAGCACAAGCGACACGACGCGUUUUUCAUCCAUGGGGCGUGGCGCUUGAAUUUUUACGAUCAAAAAUAGACUUCCAGACAACUGCAUUUCUCAUGGAUGUCAUUCCAUUUUCCAUUACAAUCCCAACUCGCAACCCUGUGAGUUUAUUUCCUGCAUUUGAGUCUGCCGAGCUUUUUUUUUUUUUUUUUCUCUCGGGUGCGGCGUUUAAUUAUGCCAUCUGAAAGCAGAUGUCAAAAAAAUCCCCUUUAUCUAUUCGGCACACUAUGAAAACUGUGAACUUUUCAAACAAUUUUCACGUCGCCUACUUUUUGCAUAUCCUCCCGCGCACACUUAAUUAUCAUAAAAAAACAAAAACAGUAUUUGUGUGUUAUUUCUCUCUCCCUUGUGACAGAAUUGGCUCUUUUUAUCUUUUUAGUCGAUUUUUGGCCGUCUUUUAAACGCUGUGAAUUAGUGGUCGGCGGAGAAGUGAAAAUUCUCUCACAGGGAAAUUUGGGAGCUUUUUUCGCGCUUUGCCAAACGGUCAUGCAUGUUUUUUUUUCCAUGUGUUCGUGCGCGUUUAUCUUUUGCGACAAACACGUUUUGGUUUGUGGUUUUUUUCCUAUUUAACGAGCGUCUUUUUCGGGCAUUCGGACCUCCUGCCCGUUGAGCCUUAAGAACCGAAGUUGACCGAUUAUCGAAUAAAACAUCGUCAGAGAUUCUCUUUGUUGCGAGAUUUUAAGUAAAGUACAAUCAAGUGGGCUGCGAUGUUUCUCAUGCUUCCUUUGAAGAAAUUUUCGCACCUUAUAAAUAAUAAUAAUAAUUCUCCUGUCUGGGUUUUCUCAAACGCAGCACAAGCCUCCGCUGACCGAAUAAAAUGUCCCCCGAGAUGCUCUUGGAGGUGGCAACAUUUUUUCGGAAAGUAAAAACAGCUUGUGCUGCAUUUAAAAAAAAAAAGGGAAAUUUCCAAUCUGCGAUCAAAAAAUAUGGUGAAAUUUCCCACUUUUGUUGAACGCAGCUUCAGCAAAAAACAAACAAACAAAAAAAAAAACACCUCAGACCCUCCAGACUUCUGUCUUAACAUGAAAAAAUAUUCAAUUUUUUUUUUCCCCCUGAAGGUACUUUAACGUCAGUUCCAAAACACGUGAGCAAAACAUUACAUGCAUUUCGAGUACCGUUCUUACCGACUUUGACGAAAACAAACAAAACAAAACAAAAAAACGAUCCGAACCAAUUCUCGUUCGGAGGGAUUUUUGUUGGCAUAUUUUUAUUUAUUUUUUUGCUUGAUCUGACGACCACAGAAACAUUGAAAAAGCACAUCUUUGUAGAAGAAUUUAUGCAUUAUUUUGUAAACAUUACGGAUAAUGACAACAACAAAAGAAAUAAUAGUUAAAAAAAUAGAAAUCCAUGUACAUAAAUGUAUAUAAUCAAAAAGUAAACGUAACGGGUGAAGUUCUAUUUUUAACACUGACUAGAUAAUGUGAACCGCCUCCCUCCCUCUUCUUCUACUUUGUUGGUUUUCUUCUUUUGACACCUUUUUUUGCUUGUAGUUUCUUACAAAUGAUAAAAAAUAAUAAGAAUACUAUUGGUCCCACUUGUGUUGUGCAUACUUGCGUUGCAUGGAGAGUCGGCCUCUUGUUUUCCGAUAGUGACCUUGGUGAGCAUGUCACUGUGCGCACUAGUGUGUGUGUGUGUGUGUGAGAACUAGUGUGACUUUUUGUAGGGGUGAAAAAUGAGUCAAUUAUAGAAAUAAGAGUUUGUUAUGAUCCAUUCCGCACAAAACCUUUAAGAAAAAAAAAGUCGCGUGUUGAUACCUAUGUUUGUUAUAGCGACAACAAGCCAGUGGUUAUUACUUUGACAAUUUUGUGUACCAAAUUAUGUUCGUUUUGUUUUCUCCCAUUUUUCAAAAACAAGAAAAAACACAUUUUAACAAUUGACUACAUGGGUGCUACAUGCUAAAAUGUUAGCAUCUAGCCAACAUUUGUCAUUUUCUGAGUUACACAAAUUUCCACAAUGCUACAUGCUAAGAUGUUAUCAUUCAUCUGUGAAUUAGCCUGGCUUUAUUAUUUUUUUCCCUCAGUUUGUGUUAUAGCGAGGUAACGCUAAUAGUCAGCAUUUUGACUAUUUGGGUUAUGCAUGUAAUGGAACAGAAACACUUUUGAACAACUGCCUAACUAGUGGGGGUGUUACGUGCCAACAUGCUAGCAUAAAACCACACUUGAGCCACAAGGGUUUCAUACAUUUCGUAAAAUAAUUUAUUGCGUUCACAUAACGCUACAUGUGUUUCAAUGAAGCAACACGAGCUUUUAGAAUUUUGACAAUUUCAUGGACCAACAUUGCAUCGAUGACUUAUUUUUUUUUACAUGAAACAAAAACAGAUUACAACCGUUAUGACUCAUGAGCAUGGGUGCUAAGCGCUAAAACGGUAGCAUUCAGCCACAAGUGACAAAAUGAUUCAUUGCGUUGCGUUCAACUGAUGUGUUAGGCUAACAGCUAGCACGGUACAUCAAUCACAUUUUUCACAAAACAAAAAUAAACGUUUCAAGUAUUGGCUACAUGUGUGCUCCCCGCUAGCAGCAUAAUUUCUAUUUAAAAUUC